Molecule: messenger RNA, 675 nt
Organism: Penicillium lagena
Lineage: Eukaryota; Fungi; Ascomycota; Eurotiomycetes; Eurotiales; Aspergillaceae
Gene: catA
Product: catalase catA
Exons: 2
Coding region: 1-675 (224 amino acids)
Source: RefSeq, a predicted model, not a curated record
AUGGCCGCCGUCAUCGUGGGCGGCCUGCAAAAGGCCCAAGAAGCCGUUCGACAAGCGACUUCGAACGAGAAAAAAGCUGUUGAUCUCGAGCGAGAUACGGUAAAUAUCCACACUAAUCAGCCCUUGACCACGGACCACGGAGUCCGCGUUGAGAACGCAGAUCAGUGGUUGCGUGUGGUGGAAGAUCAACAUACGGGGUUCGACCCUGUUUCAUUUACCGGUAUGCGGGCUGUUAUCAAGGCGGCUGGUGCCUUGCCAGUUAUUAUCGAGACUAAGCGGUCUCGUAUCUACGCCGAGGGUGAAUCGCCCUCUCCAUCUGCAGGUCGCGGAGGGUUCAGCCCAGGUCAUCAACUAGACGGGAAUGGACAGAUUAAGCACUGGAUUGCUGAAACAUUCGGGCAUAUGAAGGCCCUCGGUGCGACAGCAGUGGCGGUUACUCUGGUGAAGGAGAGUCUAGGUGCCGUCUCUGGUCUGAAAGUCGGUUCCGCUGAGCAGCGAGUCGAGUUGUACGAAGUCGUCACUGCGGGUGGUGUGCAAAAGCCCGAGAGUUUCAGAGAGACCGUCAAUAUCGUUCGUGGAGCUACAGAUUUUGCGGAUUUAUCUUUCUAUCAGAUUGCACAACAUCGAAAUUAUCAGCGGGAGCUAGAUGGGCUUGUUUCAUCGGUUGCAUUUUAG